AUGCUUGCGACGGCGGCGGUGUAUGAUACGAGGAGAAAGGAUGAGCGGUUGUUGCAGUGGGAUCAGGCGAUUGAGGAGGUGAGGUCGGGGAAGGACCUGGCGAGUAUCUCGACGCCGGGUCGGGUCUCGAUAGGGAAGGCGGCGGAUGAGGAGUCGAAUAUUAUGGGGAAUGAGGUAGAGGAGUAUACGCCGGAUGCGAAUAUAUGUCGGAAGCUAGAAGAGGGCGCCACGACGGUGCGGAAACUCAUGAGUUUUGUGCCGAUGCCGAUUCUUGAUGCACCCCAGUCGACGCCGAGGCGGAGGGAAUCGAUGACUCCAGUGUGGGACGAACUGGAGGGUAUUCUGUGGGAAAGCGUUCAAGAGUCGGGGAAUUGGAAUAAUAUAAACCAGGCGAAUCGGCGGGGGGGUUCUACAAAGGAGAGAUCCCCGGUUGCAGUGGAAAGCGAUCGCAGGCUACUGGAAGGGAGUGAAUUCGCCGCUUCGACAAUGUCGCAUUGGGAGCCCCGGACGACAUAUCAACUGGAUCGACUGGCGCGCAACGUCAACGCGCUCGUGCACGAACUUUGGCAAGCUACAUCAAUGGGGCAAAAAGGAAGCGCAAAGCGCGGAGUCGGAACAGAUGCGGUGAUGGACACUGAGGUGGAGCCCAGGUCUGAAAUCAGGCGGCUGACAGAGCUCAUGAUGCCGAUGUUGGAUGGCAGUACGCCAGCGCCGGAGUAUCCCAGGGUGGGCACCGUGGGGAGCAAUUCGGACACGACAAGUCUAAACGCAACACUGGAUUCUAUUACAAAGACACUGGGCUUCAAGGAGCGCAAUUAUGAUUUGAUGAUUGCGAAUAUCUGCUACAACCUCCUAACCUCGACAUCGGUGCCAAACGUCGCCACAUACGAGCUAUUGAUCCAGGCCUUCACGAAGCUACGACAACCCGAACUCGCCGAGGUAGUGGUGCACCAGUUCAAAAACAACGGAUUGCGUCCGGACGAGGGAAUACUAUCCGCGAUACUCGUGCAUUACGGGAUGUCACGCGACCCCGAGAAGUUCUACACAACAGUCCGGCAAAUGGCCGGGCUAGAAGACGGCCUCGGGUUCGAAAGACACCAUAUCUUCGACCUAACCAAGCCCACAGUUCAGAAAUGGGCGCUGGACACAGACGUCAUACACCGCGACGGCUACCUACAGCAAAAAGCGCACCGGAACUCGGAUAUCUUCGAGUCUCUGAUCCGAGGCUGCAUGACUUUCCACAACCUGGACGGCGCGCUGCGUUACCUCAAGACAGCCAUCAAAGAGGGGUGUUACGUGCGCACCCAGGUCUUUGCCGAUAUAGUUUAUUACAGCCUCACCUGCCCCGAGCGGACCAGCGCGCUCCUGCGCAUCGUCACCGCGCUAUCGUGGCAGUUUGGGAAGAAGGAGAAGCCUGGCGGCGGGCUGGACUAUAAUUCCGAUGUGCGGGGUAAGAUCCACGAUGUGCUUGAAGCUUGUGGUCUGGGCUCCGCGUUGUCGGGGGCGGUAGACGCGGCAGAGGUGAUUCUGGAUGUCAAGCACCCGCUGGCGAGGUAUAUAUAUCCCGAGCAGUUCGCGGCGAUGAUACGGCACUUCCACGCCGAGGAGGCCAAGGAUAUGGCGAGCUACCGGGCACGGAAGGUGCCGUUGCCUCAUCCGUCCUGGGUGCGAAGUGAUGGGGAGGUGAGCCGGACGCGGAUAGAGGAGAUACCCAGGGAAUUUGGAAGUAUGUUGAUAGCGGACACGCCUAGCUUUGUGAAGAUUUCGAAGCUGGUGGAGGAGGACGGAUGGGGUGAGGCGGAUGGAGGGGCGUUUAUGACGCCUUCCCGGGUGGAGGUUGAUGAAUCUAAAUCCAACUUUCGACCUAUGGCGGUGACUUCUGGGCCAGUUGGAGCUUUCAGGGAGGAGUAUGCCGAGGAGGGGCCGCUGGCGGGGUAUGAAGAAGAUGAAGAAGAUGAAGAAGAUGAAGAAGAUGAAGAAGAUGAAGAAGAUGAAGAAGAUGAAGAAGAUGAAGAAGAUGAAGAAGAUGAAGAAGAUGAAGAAGAUGAAGAAGAUGAAGAAGAUGAAGAGCUAUUUUGA
This is a messenger RNA of Pseudogymnoascus destructans, 2079 nucleotides long. RefSeq lists its product as uncharacterized. Lineage: Eukaryota; Fungi; Ascomycota; Leotiomycetes; Thelebolales; Thelebolaceae. The record is from RefSeq and is a predicted model, not a curated record. The transcript is spliced from 2 exons. Gene Ontology annotation, molecular function: protein binding. The coding region runs from base 1 to 2079 and encodes 692 amino acids.